UAUGACAGGCCCAACUCGGACCCAAAAUAGCCCAACUGAAGUGGGCAUGAUUCGUGUUCCCCAUCCGGUUCAACCCAUUUGGAUCCAGCUGCCCUGUUUUCACAACUCUCUUUUUCUUAAUCAAAUCACAAACCCUAAUUCAGGCUAUCUUAUCGUUCCUCAAUUCAUCUGUACGUUCUCUUCCUCCUUUGACUGUGGGUAAUGGAGAAUGAGGCGGUUAUUAUCGAUUCCAGUAGGUUAAAGUCUGUUGUGUGGAAGGAUUUCGAUAGAGUUAAAUUUGGUGACAGUUGCGUUGCUAUGUGUAAGCAUUGUCAGAAGAAAUUAAGUGGUUCGAGUACUAGUGGGACAUCGCAUUUGAGAAAUCAUUUAGUUAGAUGUAGAAGGAGGUUAAAUCAUGAUGUGCCUCAAUUGGUCGGUGGAACGAGAGGGAGAAAGAAAAAGGAAGCGGCAACUGUUGCUGUUGCAACGGUGGUUGUUGAUCAACAGCCGCAAAUAGGUCAAGUGGCCACUCUUGUACAACCUAAAAUUGAAUAUGCUUUUGCGAAAGAUUGUUCAAAUAACUUGGUGAAUGGCUACUUUGAUCAGAAGCGGAGUCGUUUUGAUCUUGCUCGUAUGAUCAUAAUGCAUGGUUAUCCUUUGCAAAUUGUGGAGGAUGUUGGGUUUAAAACGUUUGUUAGAAAUCUUCAGCCUUUGUUUGAGUUUGUUACGUUUGAUGGGGUUGAGGGUGAUUGUAUGCAAAUUUAUCACAAGGAGAAACAGAAGGUGUCUGACUUGUUAGAUAAAUUACCUGGUAAGAUUAGCUUAAGUGCUGAUAUGUGGAUUGGCAAAGGAGAAGCCAAAUACCUAUGUUUGACAGCACAUUGCGUUGAUGAUGAAUGGAAGAUUAAAAAGAAGAUUUUAAAUUUUUUAUUAGUUGAUCCUUCUCAUACAGAAGACAUGCUUUCAGAUGUGAUCAUGAUGAGUCUAAUGGAAUGGGAUAUUGACAGGAAAUUGUUUUCAAUGACAUUUGAUACUUACUCAACCUAUGACAACAUAAUCUGUAAGAUUAGAGACCGACUCUCCCAGAGCAAGCUUCUUCUAUGCGAUGGUCAACUGUUUCAUGUUAGCUGUGCGGGUAAUCUGAUCAAGCACAUGGCGCAGGAUGCAUUGGAAGCAUUAUCUGAUGUAACCGAUAAAAUUCGUGAAAGCAUUCGAUAUGUUAAAAGUUCCCAAGCAAUGCAAGAGAAGUUUAACGAGAUGGCUCAACUAGUUGGAAUUAAUAGCCAAAAGUGCUUAUUUCUUGAUAAUACGCUGCAGUGGAGUUCAACAUAUUUUAUGAUUGACAUAGUUUUGGAGUUCAAGGACGCAUUUUCUCUGUUGCCAGAACAUGAUCCUGACUACACCAUGUGUCCAUCUUUUGAAGAGUGGGAAAGAGUUGUUGUUAUUGCUAGCUACUUGAAGCUCCUCAUUGAAGUUUCCAAUAUUUUUACAGGAAGCAGUCACGUGACAGCAAACACACAUUUCCCUGAAAUCUGUGAAAUUCAUUUGCAAUUAAUUGGUUGGUGUCAUAAAUCAGAUGACUUUGUUAGUUCUCUAGGAAUGAAGAUGAAAAGCAGAUUUGAUGAGUAUUGGAAAAAAUGCAGCCUGGCUUUGGCAAUUGCAUCUAUCUUAGAUCCUAGGUUCAAGAUGAAGCUGAUAGAAUAUUACUAUCCCAGAAUAUAUGGCGACAGUUCUCCAGAAUGCAUAGAUAUUGUUUCCAAUUGCAUGAAGGCACUUUACCAUGACCAUUAUAUCAACUCCACAUUAGCAUCUGAUGGUCAGGUAAGUGGUACUAUGGAUGGUGGCGGUAAUGAUACUCGUGAUAGGUUGAUUGGGUUUGACAGAUUUCUCCAUGAAACCUCACAAGGACCAAACAUAAAAACUGAUUUGGACAAGUACUUAGAAGAGCCUCUGUUUCCGCGUAGCAAUGAUUUCAAUAUCUUAAAUUGGUGGAAAGUUCACACACCUAGGUAUCCCAUUCUCUCUAUGAUGGCACGCAACAUUUUGGGAAUUCCCUUGUCAAAAGUUUCAUCAGAUUCAGCCUUCGACAUUGGUGAUCGAGUCCUUGAUCCCCAUUGGACUUUAUUGAGGUCUAACACUGUACAGGCAUUGAUGUGUGCGCGGGAUUGGAUGCUGAAUGAGUCGGAAGAUACUAAAUCUUCUGCAAACCCGUCUCCUUUGGCCAUAUGCUAUGACACAAGCUAGCAAGUUAUCACUUGUCGGUACAGUUUUAUCAGUUCUACCUUUUAGCUACCUUCGGAAUCAUUGAGUUUGUCUAUAAAGUAUACAUAUAGUAGGUAGUUGGGAACUAAUUUUGUCUGUUUCUAGUAUUGUUUUGAAUAAUCAAGGCAGUUUUCUUUUACAUGAAUUGUUUCAAAGAUGGUAGCGGUUUAAGGAUCUUGAUGUUUAGCUC
Daucus carota subsp. sativus is the source of this 2431-nucleotide messenger RNA. Its product is annotated as zinc finger BED domain-containing protein RICESLEEPER 1-like. Lineage: Eukaryota; Viridiplantae; Streptophyta; Magnoliopsida; Apiales; Apiaceae. The transcript has 3 exons. The record is from RefSeq and is a predicted model, not a curated record. Bases 202 to 2223 code for a protein of 673 amino acids. Gene Ontology annotation, molecular function: DNA binding; protein dimerization activity.